This is a messenger RNA of Penicillium oxalicum, 2223 nucleotides long. RefSeq names its product putative glycerol-3-phosphate acyltransferase Sct1. Gene Ontology annotation, cellular component: endoplasmic reticulum membrane. NCBI's taxonomy places the organism in Eukaryota, Fungi, Ascomycota, Eurotiomycetes, Eurotiales, Aspergillaceae. The transcript has 4 exons. Bases 1 to 2223 code for a protein of 740 amino acids. Gene Ontology annotation, molecular function: glycerone-phosphate O-acyltransferase activity; glycerol-3-phosphate O-acyltransferase activity. Gene Ontology annotation, biological process: phospholipid biosynthetic process. The record is from RefSeq and is a predicted model, not a curated record.
AUGGGGAAGAACCAGGCGUAUAUACCACCCCUCAUCGGGUGGUUAUACGACCUAGUCCUGUGGACCUUCUCCGUCCUCAUUGACCUCUUCUUUCGCGAGGUGCAUCCUCGCGGAUCAUGGAAAAUCCCCCGUCGAGGACCGAUCAUCCUCGUCGCUGCCCCUCAUGCGAAUCAGUUUGUCGAUUCGCUCGUCCUGAUGCGCGUGAUUCGCAGUGAAGCACACCGACGAAUCUCAUGGUUGAUCGCUGAGAAAUCUUUUCGGCGCAAGUUCAUUGGUUUACUGGCCAGAGGAAUUGGUACAUUGCCUGUGGCGCGCGCGAUGGAUAAUCUGAAGCCGGGACAAGGCACUAUCUACCUCCCCGACCCCGUCAAUGAGCCCACGCUUCUUCGCGGAGUGGGCACCAACUUUGAAGGCCCCGGAUUCGAGGCAGAGGGCACCAUCGCGCUGCCCACCAUCAACGGCACUGCGCACAGCACGGCAAUCGCCGAGAUUCGGGGACCGGAGGAGCUCGUGCUCAAAAAGCCAUUCAAGCACCGAGACGCCCUUUUCCAACUGACUGGCCGGAAAGAUAUCGACGACGAUGGCAAGUUUACAGGGGAUGAAUCUGAGAAGGAUCCAGACUUCAAAGGCACCAAAUUCAAAGUUGCGCCGCAUGUAGAUCAAACCGCCGUCUACGAGGCUGUCUUUGCUCGAUUGAACUCGGGCGGCUGCGUGGGUAUUUUCCCCGAGGGUGGAAGUCAUGACCGACCAUCUCUGCUUCCCCUGAAAGCGGGUGUGGCUUUGAUGGCCCUGGGCACCCUGGCAGACAAUCCGGACUGUGGCUUAAAGAUCGUUCCCUGCGGCAUGAACUAUUUCCACGCUCAUAAAUUCCGUUCACGUGCAGUCAUUGAGUUUGGGAAUCCCGUGGAGGUUCCAAGAGAGCUGGUUGAUCAGUUCAAGAAGGGCGAACGUCGCGAGUCCGUUGGAGCGCUGCUGGAUAUUAUCUACCAGAGUCUGGUCGCAGUGACUGUGACCAGCCCCGAUUAUGAAACUCUAAUGGUUAUCCAAGCUGCGCGCCGACUGUACAACACCAAAGGGAAGAAGCUUCCGCUCCCCAUGGUUGUGGAGCUCAACCGCCGUCUCGUCAAAGGCUACGCACAUUUCAAGGAUGACCCGCGCAUUGUCAAUCUACGAAACGCUGUCGCGAGCUAUAACAAGCAGCUUCGGAUUGUCGGCAUUCGUGACCACCAGGUCGCGUACGCCAAAUUUUCGUUCCUGCAAGUUAUUGCCAUGUUGGUUUAUCGCUUGGGCAAGCUGGCCCUUCUGACAAUCGGUACCCUUCCUGGUCUGCUUCUGUUCACUCCGGUCUUCAUCGCGACAAAGUAUCUGUCGAUGAAAAAAUCCAAGGAAGCAUUGGCGGCGUCCUCGGUCAAGCUGCAAGGUCGCGACGUGAUGGCGACUUGGAAGCUUCUGAUUGCGCUUGCCUUCGCUCCCGCGGUCUACGCUACCUAUACUGCGAUAUUUACCUAUUGGACCUACCGAAACCGCAUCCAGGGCCUGGUGCCCGACUGGGUCCCUCUGUGGUUGAUCGUCAUUGUUGGAAUGGUCGGCUUCCCGACCAUCACUUUUGCCGCUCUUCGCAUUGGCGAGGUUGGUAUGGACAUCGUCAAAUCCCUGCGACCCCUCGUCCUGUCUCUGAACCCGUCGUCGGCAAACACCCUGGUCAGGUUGCGCGAAAGGCGUGCCAUGCUCGCUCAGCAAGUUACGGAUGCCAUCAACACCAUGGGUCCCGAGUUGUUCCCCGACUUUGAUGCUGCCCGCAUUGUCACCGAUCCGUUCCGUGAGGCUGGCGAGGAAUCGACCGUCGUACGCGAGCCACCAACGCCGAAGCGCAGUCAGGAAGCCAAGACCGGCGAAUCGUGGACUUCAGCUGAGCCUCUUCCCCGCAACGAGUCGUUUCAAAACUUGGCCAACAUUGGCUUCUUCUCGACUCGACCUCCUAGUCGCAAUCGAAGUCGCAGUCGCUCGUCGGGGCCAGGACCGGCUUCGCGGCACGGAAUGAAGCCAUUGAGCCCAAUGACAACUCAGAACGAUGCGCUGGGGGAUGUGAGCUCGCGGAUCCGGGAUGCGAUGAGAGAGCGGGGGGAACGACGACGACGACGGAGCGAGGAUGGAAGCUGGGAUAUGGCCAGCUCGGGGAGUGCGACGCCUUCCAGCGGGGACGAGAUGCGAAAAGAUCUGUAA